AGGUGUUCCUUUUCUCUUCCAACAGAAUUACUGCCAUGGCAACUCAAGUGCUGGGACAGUCUGGUGGGAACAGCCUCUUUCCUGGCACUUCUAAUAUUGGCAUGGCGUUGUCCAAUGACAUGUAUGAGUUACAGGACCUUUCUAAAGCUGAGCUGGCAGCUCCUCAGCUUAUUAUGUUGGCAAAUGUGGCCUUGACGGGAGAAGUUAGUGGCAACUGCUGUGAUUAUCUGGUUGGAGAAGAGAGACAAAUGGCAGAAUUGACAACAGUGGGGGACAGCAACUUCUCAGAUAGUGAUGGAGAGGGUAUGGAAGACAUCCAGGCUGCAGAGAGUGACCGUGACGCACCUGAGAAUGUGGAAUUAAGCUCCCUUGAGGUUCCUAGUGUGGACACUCAAGGUCCAGCUGCUUGUUCCCCUCCUAAGACUCCCAGUGUGGACAAAGAUAGCUCAUUGGAAGCACUGAGUACUCCAGAAAGCACAGAAGACAAGUGUAAGAGUUUGAAGAGCAAACCAUUUCGUUGUAAGCCUUGCCAGUAUGAGGCAGAGUCUGAAGAGGAGUUUGUGCAUCAUAUCCGGGUUCACAGUGCUAAGAAAUUCUUUGUGGAAGAAAAUGCAGAAAAGCAAGCACAGGUGAAGGAGUCUGAUUCCUGCACUGCAGAGGAGGUGGAUUUCUCUAAGGGCCCAAUCCGUUGUGAUCGCUGUGGCUAUAACACUAACAGAUACGAUCACUAUCUGGCUCACUUGAAGCACCACAACAAAGCAGGGGAAAAUGAGAGAGUCUACAAGUGUACCAUAUGCACUUACACUACUGUCAGUGAAUAUCACUGGAAAAAACACCUAAGAAAUCAUUUUCCCAGGAAAGUGUAUACCUGCUCAGAGUGCUCCUAUUUUUCAGACAGAAAGAACAAUUAUAUUCAACAUAUUCGAACUCACACAGGGGAGCGACCCUAUCAAUGUGCAAUGUGUCCUUAUUCCAGCUCUCAGAAGACUCAUUUAACCAGGCACAUGCGCACCCACUCAGGUGAGAAGCCAUUCAAAUGUGACCAGUGCAGCUACGUGGCCUCAAACCAGCAUGAAGUGACUCGUCAUGCGAGGCAAGUGCACAACGGGCCAAAGCCUCUGAUCUGCCCGCACUGUAACUACAAAACCGCUGACCGCAGCAAUUUCAAAAAGCAUGUUGAGCUCCACAUCAACCCACGCCAGUUUCUCUGCCCUGUUUGUGAUUAUGCAGCGUCUAAAAAAUGUAACCUGCAGUAUCACAUCAAGUCCAGGCAUCCCGAUUGUUCUGACAUCACCAUGGAUGUCUCAAAGGUGAAGCUACGGACUAAAAAGAGUGAAGCUGACUUUUCUGAGAGCGGUAAUGACAAAGUGGGGAAAGAACCAACAAAAGGAGAUUCAGCUGCAAAGAAAACAGAGAAAAUUGUGAAGGUGGAGAAAAAAGAUAAUUCAGCAAAGGAAAAAAAGUCAGCAAGCAGUGUUUCUGCAGGCCAGGUGACAACCAGGAGUCGGAAAUCGGCUUCAGAAAACAAGAAGGUGGAUAUUAAAACUGAGAAAAGUACUGAGAAAACAUGUAAAACAAAGAAGGUCAAAAGAAAAGCAGAGACUGAGGCAAAUUCCUCAAAACAAGAGCCUGCAAAUGAUACCUCAGUAGUAACAAAAAAGAAAAAGAAAGUGGAAGCUAAACCCAGAGACUACCAGGAAGUUCAAAAAAGUGAUGUUGCACCAGAGGAAGAACCUAAAAAGCAAAAUUUUUGCCUCAAGAAAAACAGAAAAAAGAAAGCUCUGAAAAUUAAGCACAGUAAAAAGAGCAGUAAACUUGAUCAGGAGAAGAUUGAGGAAGAGGAGAUGCCAGAUGAGUAUCCUAUUACAGAAGAAGAUGGACAUGUGAAGCUGGACACUGAGGGCAGUGACCAAAAGGGGCAAGGUCCCAGUGACACAGUGGCAUUAAGCAACAAUGGUUGUCAUGCUGUCAGCGGGGAGAGUGCUGAUCUCAAGGGAAACUGCAUCCAGGGUCCAGGGCAGCUUUGUCUGCCAGCUCAGGAUGCAAACACAGAAGGUGAGGUAGAGGACCAAGAAAUGCCUGUGGCAGCGGGAGAGAGUGAAGAUACUGGUGGUGCAAAAGAGGAAAAAAGACAGGUGGACAAAGGGGAAGACGCUUGCUCUCAGGAAUCUUCCCAUGCAGCGUCUUCUGAAAAAAGCUUGGAUGUACUCAUGGAUGUGGUACCAAAUCUGGCACCUGAGAAUGAGCCAGAUGAAACUGUGGCAGAAACUGAGACUAAGUCAAACCUGAUGGACUUGACCAAGACAUGCCUGCCAGCAACAGAGUCAGCAGCAGAUGCUGUGCCAGUGCCUGUGCCCACAGAAGGGUGUACACAAAGCCCUAAAGUGGCUCUGUCCUUAUCUCGGGAUAACUCAGCCAUGAAUGAAUCUCAGGAAAUGGAUGAGGAUGAGGGCAUCCACAGCCAUGAAGGCAGUGACAUCAGUGACAACAUAUCAGAAGGAAGCGACGACUCGGGCUUAAAUGGUGCUCGCUCUGUACAAGAGGAAACAAGUCCAAAGAUGUCACAAGAAGCUCCAGACACCACGGUGGCCAGGGAGAACUAUGUGUGCAUUUUUUGUGACCGCUCAUUUAAAAAGGAAAGUGAAUACAGCAAGCACCUCAACAGGCACUUAGUUAAUGUGUAUUAUCUUGAGAAGGCAGCAAAAGGGCAGGAGUAGAAAUAGCUGUGGUUUGGGGAAUCUUCUUUUUUAAGAUCCUACACAGCUUGUGUAAAAAUAUUGUAGACUUUUUUUUUAAGCACGGUUUGCUUUAGUGUCUGCAUUGGUUUCUUUUUUGGUUUAGGUUUUUUUUAAGUUGAAAAUAUUUUUGACAACUUUAUGUGUCAUGGUGAACUCAUUAACUAUUGGAUCUCUUAAUUAGAGAAAGCAGGUAGGGUGUAUGAGGUUGUGUUCUAUAAAGUCACUGUAAGCUUCUAGUCUAUUAGCUUAUGCAGCUCUUUUAUAAAAUGAGUUUUCAGAACAAGACUGGAGAUAACAAUAUACAAGUUGGAUGUUUAUAGAGCCACUGGUAUAAGUUGCUUUUUAUUCUAGCAGCCAACUCUUUCUCUCCCUUUUUCCCCUUUCCCAUUUUUUUUUACUUCUUUUCAACGUGUCUUGAUGUUCAAAGUGUUAAACUACUUGAUGGUUUUUCUACCAGGAAGAUAGAUUCUAUUACAUAAAGAGCACUUUGUAAAAGAAAUCUAAGUUGGCUAGUGAUGAACAUAACUGUUUAAAGCUCGUUACAAUUAUGAACAUAUAUUUCAGAUCCCCUAAGCAUGAAUGAUGAGCCAAAAUUUGAGAGUCCUUCCAACUUUUGAUUGGAGAACCUCUGUUUUGAUUAAUAUCUUAAUCACUGGUUGUAAUUGGCUUUGUUGUUGGGGAGCAAGUUUGUUAUUUUUAAUUUCUGCUUUUUGUUUUUUGAUUGUGCUUUAAGGGCUUAAAAUGUUGCACUUGUUUUUGAUUUUUACCUAUGCAGAUUAAUCUUCUAGGAAUAGUGCUUGUGCAGUAUGUGUACACUUUAUAUAUGCAUGUUUGGUUUUGUAUGGGUAAGUUUGUUUUUAUUUGGAAACAUUCAGACUUGUUGCUUACUGUGGGACAGUUUUCUAUGGCAGUUUUCUGUGGUGCUCCUUACUGCAGAUUUUUUUUGUUUUCCUGGGGUGUGAUUAACUGUGCAUAAAGUUGCUGAAAUUAUGAACUGCUUGGCUAUCUGUUUUUAAGUUGGUUUAGAAUUGUAUAGUCCUUGAGCAAAACAAUACCAGUGCAGUUCCAAAACUUUUACAGGAUUUAUUCUGUCAUGGAAAUGUGACUUCUGAUACUUUGAAUACACAUUCAGAAUAAUAAAUUCUGAUUUGUAAUUUGGGAUCACCAGACAGGAAAAUAAUCACUCUCAGUGGAAACAGUCUGCAGAUUCUGCAAGUCUGGAAUUUUUUUACCCCCUUCAAUUUUCAUUUUUGUGGUGGACAGCAGUCAAACUUCAUGAGUUUUAAAAAAAUCAAAUAGUAGCAGUGAUAUAAUCUAACAUCCUAUAUACACAAAAAACCCAACAAACAAAUAAAGUUGAAUCAACUGGUAAGCAACAAACCUGGCAUUAAAAAACUGUAGGAAUUUCUCCUCCAUAUUAAUUCAAAACCACCCUACUUUCAUGCAGAGAGAAACAUGUAAGUUGUCAGAUUGUCAUCUCAGGUCUACAUGUCAUACCAGGAGUUUUUAAUUCUAAACAGAUUUGAUUUCUAUCACACAAAUGCAAGAGAGAUUGCAUACCUAGCUGCUUGCUAACCAACCAGUGGCAAAAUGUAAACAAAACCCAAAGCAGCAGGGAAGAAGCAAAACCCUCCAGGUCCCAUCUAUACACUCUUCUGACUGUCAUUAGCUGCCUUUCCAGUGGGAGCAGUUAGGGACAGCUCCAAAGAAGCAAUUUGGAGGCAGGUGUUACUUGGGGAGUAGAGUUGAAGAGCUCAGACAGCAUUUGUCAGAGCACUUUAUUGCAAGUAACUCUCUCUAUGUAAGCUCUGGGAUAAACCCCAUUCUUCACUAUGUUGUCCCCACACCAUCUUCCCCUCCAAACAAACCCACUGCUGUAAAUUAAUUGAGAGCAACAAUGCUACAUUGCUUCUGCUUUUGGGAGAGGUAACAGGAGGCCAAAGAUUUGAGAGGGAAGGCAUCCCUCGUGGCAGAAUUAAGUCGUAUAAUGUAUAGUGACUUUUUGUUUGCAUAGAUAGUGUUCAAUCCUUACCUUGGCUGCGACAAUCAUUGUCAACUCAAAAUCAAGUUGCAACUAUAUUUAUGUUAAACAUUAAAAAAACAAACCUAGUUGAAUUGUUUUCCUAAACUACGAGUUGUAAUAGUUUUAGAUGUAUUUUUUUUCCUUCAUAAUAGUAUUUCUUUAUAUAUAAUUGUUACCACCAUUUGUGAGUGAUGUGAGCAGAUGCUGGGAAUUCCAUUACUGUGGAGAGGUUUAAAACUCCCUUCUUAUCAUUGUGAAGAAUCUUUGCCAUUUUGCGAGAGACUUCAAGGACUUUAGCUAGGUUCAAGUAAACUCAUGGACUGGCCUGAUAAUUUUUCCUAUUAUUUUUUAAAUGAAAAUUAUGCUGUUGACUGACUUUGAAGCUCUCUCUGUGAGACAAAAGCAAAGGUAGUUCUCUGAAAUACUGUACUGCGCAUUUCUGUGAAGUGGUCAAGGUUUCAAUGCUUGAUCUGACAAGAACUCUUUGAACACAACAGUUGGCUCCUCUUUGGCGGAGUUUUCUACCACAGGACGAGAAACUGAAAAUAAAUUAUUAACAUAUUAAGAAGAAGAAAAGUUGAUUUUUUCUGUCCAAGACCCAUCAACAACAUCCUGAACUAGCUAAUCUUGGUGCAGAACUGUGCUGGAAUUCUCUGCAAGGUUUGGGAUUAUGUUAUGAUAAAAAGGCAAGGAUGUAAUGCAUUAUAUUUAUCUCAAAUGUUAGGCACUGCUAAUACGAGUAUUUGAGGGGGAGUGUGGGUCACAUAGCCCACCAUAAAUGGUGGUCUUACAUUGCUGUGUCUCCCUUUAAACAAUGCCUUUUUUUUUUCUUUUUGUCUUUUUCAAUAUUGUUAAAUUAUUUUGUGUUGUUUUUGCCAAUGCUAGCAUGUUUGUGAUUUCUUGGCAAUAAUAACUGUAUUUGUCUUCAACCUCCAGUACGUGGUUGGAAGGAUUAGCAUGCUGAUAUACCCCUACACUGCCAGCCCUUGGUUGAGUCAUAUGUUUUGGGCUUUUUCUGUAUGAAUCUAUACACUCAAACUAACUGCCCUGAAAAAUGGUCAAGAAAUGGAUAGGUAGGCAUUUAAAAUCCAUGGUAUUGCAAUUGUUGUUUCUGGAUUUUGAUGAUCUAGGCUGGAACUGUAGUCAUUUAAAGAAGAAUGUUUAACAGCUGAGAGGCCAGUUAAGAUACAGUAAUGUCAUUGAUUUCAACAGAUUUAAUGUAGCUGAAAGGUAUUAAAUAAAAUUCAGGAGUUUUCUUGAA
This is a messenger RNA of Ficedula albicollis (Collared flycatcher), 6022 nucleotides long. RefSeq names its product RE1 silencing transcription factor (gene REST). The record is from RefSeq and is a predicted model, not a curated record. Lineage: Eukaryota; Metazoa; Chordata; Aves; Passeriformes; Muscicapidae. The transcript is spliced from 3 exons. Gene Ontology annotation, cellular component: nucleus. Gene Ontology annotation, biological process: regulation of gene expression. The coding region runs from base 36 to 2717 and encodes 893 amino acids.